UUUUUUUUUAAAAAAAGUUGCGAGUGAUUUUCUUUGAUGCAAUACUAAUUCGCUUAAUUUUAAAAAUUACGCCUUUCUAGAACACCAAGGUCAAAAAGCUUGGCUAGAAAUUUCCAUGUAUUGGUGGUCAAAGCUUCUAGAUGAGACAGGUGUCAAAAGACUCUUUCGGUAAAUAUCAAGAUAUGAUAUAAAGGCUUCAAGGAAAACCACCUAGAAAAUAUUUAAAACAUACUUCACGUUUUAAACAUUCAAUGAGUGCGAUUCAUUGUACAAAUUAACAACAAUAUUUGUUACACUCCACACUCCAUUUUCUUGAACAAAUAGAAACUGGUCAAAUGGAGGAGCAUUUACAUAGAUUCCAUAUAAUUAACAUGGUCAAGUGUUCUCUAUAUCUUUGUCUUUACAAGUAAAAACUGCCAACCAUGUCUCAGCCUCCGGGGAUUCAAGGCAGUGUCCGGUUCCCACUCCCUCGACUCUGCAAGUUACCCUCUCAAGCAUCUCCUCUUCACCCUCGACUCAUUCUUCAACUUCAUUAUGAUAAAUUUUUUGGGCUUCCAAUUUAAAAUCAAUUGGUGGUAAGUGGAGACCGUCGAGUGCCUAAUGGCAAAUACAAAAAUACAAAUGAUUGUGUAUUCAGUAUUCUUUAUAAACGUAAUAUUUUUUUUUUGUUUAGCCGCAUUCGCUAGCGGAAUAGUUUCAUCAUUCUACUUCGAUUCUUCAAAUCUCAAACUCAUAAAUUCCUGGAUCACUCUUUUACACUGAAGUUUUUAGGUUUCUUUCUCUUCUUCCUGAGCUGUUUUAUAAGAAGGCAACUGAGACAUAUAUGAAGAAGCUGCAAUGGCCGCAAGACUCCCAAAUUUUCCUUUGACAGACGGAGGCACCGUGGGAUUUGUUUCUAGCGACGUGGCUGGCUUUGAGGCCUGAGCGAUCCCUCCAGGACGAGGAGGGCGUAGUUGAUACAUGACUUUCGCUGUAGCAAAUGUUAAAAUGGACUAUACGUACGUAGUUCUUUUUUUCUUAAUUAAUGUAAGUCGAUUCUGCUUAUUAACAAUAUUCUCCAUCCAAGAAACAUUUAACUUGGACUAAAAACAUUUUUCUAAUUAACCAAAUGAAUUUUACCAUUCUAUCGUCAUUUUCGUUAGACAUACUUUUUUUGGGGGUCGACAUGAGGUAUUUAAAACAGAAAAUAGAUUAGAUCGGGAUAUAAGAAUUUUAUCACAAAAUGAAAUGAUAAUAUACCUUAUGUCCUUAUUCUUUUGAAUCAAAGUUUUGGUGGUUCUUGUAAAAAUGCUUGUCAUUCAGAUGGGUCUACUCCACUACAACACACAUAAUUAGUCAUUAGAUUCAAGGUCCCGGAGAAUACAUUUAUCUAUCAUUUUGAAUUGGUGAAAAUUGUAAAUGAAUAUGCUUUGUAGAAGAAAAAAAAGAUCCACGAACUAUGGUUUUGGAGAUGAUGAUGAUGACAUGUCGAAUCCUUUAUUUGUUCGGUUCUAAGCAUUUUUGGAUUUUUUUUCUUCUCAUUAUUAGUAGAUGCUGAUAAUAGAAUAUGAACUAUCAUAUCUUGAUAUCUUGUAAUAUAUGCUGGAUAGCUAUAAUUAAUGGUAAAUUUACGCAAUUUAUGUCUGCUAGUUCACUUUUUCUCCUACAAAUUUAGUCAGAGACGAUUCUCAAAUAGUGAUGGCUUAUCAUUAUUUAGUUAUAAGCAUUUUUGGACCGACGAUUAAGCUUUGCAGGAUAUAAAAUGUUGGCAUAUAUUACCAUUUUGUUUUGAUGGGCCAGUAAUGUCAUGGAUAAUAUUAUACGUCCACUAUGAUUAUCUACUAAUAUUUUCUUAAAUCUGUCAUUCACAACACGAACUAUAAUAGAUGGCUUACGUUAUCAUAUCGAAAACUGUGAAAUAAUAGAUAUGUAUUAUAAGAAAACAAGUAGUGGAGUACUUAUAUUAAUAUUGCAUCGUGAUAAUUUUGUCUAUAAUAAGUAUAUUAGGCCAAGUUGUUCAACUUACCAACUUCAACCCUACGUUUUAAACUGGUUGUCGAUAUGAUCGCUCGGUUCAAAAAAUUGCAUCAAACGUGGCAAGCUUAUAACAUCAUCAUAUUGAUAUUGCAAUUAAAACAUAAAUAUAUAACAAUUCCUUCAAAAACUUGAAAUAUCAAUACAUUAUUGUUUAAUUAUUCAGAAGAUAGUAGAUUAGAAAACAUUCAACCAGUGUUACGAUUGACUUUUUGUAGACCACAUAUAUGGACAUUAAUGUGUUACAAAAUGUAUUUUAUAUAAAUUUGACUAGUUAAUGAAAGAAUAAUUUCAUACAUAAAAAUUGAUAAACUCUCCAACUUGCAGAAUCUAAAAACUCCCUUUGUCUCCUCCUUAUAAGGAGCCCUCCCUUGCCAUUCUUCUUAUAGCAACUUUUUCAUCCACUCUCUCCUCAAAUAAUAUUAUUAAUGGCGUCAAAGUCUAGAAGCUCGGGCUCGUCAUGGACGUUCAGACAGAACAAGAUGUUCGAGAGAGCCUUGGCAGUUUACGACAAGGACACACCAGAUCGGUGGCACAAUGUGGCAAACGCAGUCGGAGGGAAAUCUGCAGAGGAAGUUAAGCGUCACUAUGACAUUCUCGUCGAAGAUCUCAUCAGCAUCGAAACUGGUCGUGUCCCUUUGCCCAAUUACAAGACUAAAUCUAACUCAAGAGGCAUCAAUGACCUUGACACGAGGUACUUAAUUAUCUUAAUCUAUGAUAUAUAUUUGUUUUAGUUUAACAUGCUUAAGUUUCGGUUGUCCAGAUAAAUUAAUUAUGAACGUUGGAAUAUGGAUUUUAUGGUCUUGUUUUAGAUUGCGUUUAUAUGUUAAUAGUGUGCUUAGAUCUUAAUAACAUAACCACUAGUAUGUGUUACAAAAACGAUCUAUAAAAAUACAAAACUAUAGUUUCUUUUCUAUCAAACAUUUAAAGAAAACGACAAAAAGUUAUAAGAAACUAUUCCAUCCGUUUCAGAAUUAUCCAUGUUUUAGAAAAAAAAUUGUUUAUAAAAGAUUCAUAUUUUACCUUUUCAAUGUAUGUAAAAAUGACAAAUUAUAAAUUUCAAAGACAUUAAUUGUAUUUACUGAAUUUUGAUUGGUUAAAAAUCAUAUGAAAUAGCUAAACACGGAAAACAAUGUAUUUAUUGUCAAAAUUUAACGUGUUUUUUUAAUAAGUGUGAAAACUUUAGAAUAUACAUUAUUUUGAAAUGGAUGGAGUAUUUCAUAAAAAAACUUAAAUAACACAAUGUUUGUUUAAAUGUAAAUGCAUAAAUUUUGACAUAAAAUAUUUUAGUACAAACACACAAAUUAACACACCAAAGGAAAAUGUUUACGUGAAAAUUAAUCUAUAUUUGUUAUUAUUGAUCACAUGCAAAUUGUCUUUAUUAUUUUUGAAGCUCAUAACAUUAUGUCAUGAUAAGCUGCAUAAAUAGAUAUAUUGGUUAUUUCUACUUCUGUACAUGGUCGGUGGUCGACAUAUCGAGUGUUUAUUAAUAUUACAAGCUGUUAAUUAAGCAACACUCGAGGUACGUAGGGAAACCUUUAAUUAAGCAUAUCUUCAAGUUGCUAAUUAAAUAUGUGAUUGGAAUCUAAUCAACAUGCUUGGACGACCGAUAACUUAAUUACACAUGCUCUUGUUUUACUGUAUUAUUAUUUUUUUUUGCAGGCUAAUGAAGAAUAUGAAGAUAUAAUGAAGUUUAUUGUGAUCAAUUGUAAGGACAAGUAUCACAUAUUCUCAAGUCUAUUGAUUUAUGAUUAUGUAUUCUUCUUUCGCUUUCAUAUUUGUCUUUGUUUAAUGUACUAUAAUUGAAGAAUUGAAACUUUGUUAAAGAUUUGAAUUAUGAUAAAUCAACUAGAGAGUAUAAAGGGGAACCCGACAAGAAUAUUGUGUUCUCCUAUUUUAGCAAAUGGGGAAGAGUGAUUUAUACGAAGAGCGUCCCAAAAGAAGAAUACAACAACAAGGUGGUAAUUGUCUUUAAUUAAGCAAUAUUGAUCUUCAUAAAUUAUAAUCAAUACUUUUAGGUUAAACUAUAAAAUGUAGCCGAAGGAUCUUCAUAAAUUAUAAUCAAUACUUUUAGGUUAAACUAUAAAAUGUAGCCGAAGGAUACUCUGAUGCUUAUCCCGUCUACGACGUGGUUAUUGAUCACGCGAGUUCUAUACUUAGUUUUUCUUUUUUUUGAAACACUUUAUAUACUUAGUUUAUCUAUUUUGCUGUCUCCUCCAAAAUUGUAUAUGGCCGAAAUAUUAGAUAGUAUUUUUUUCUAUUUCAUCAAAAGUGUUAUUUUGAGAAUGUUUUUUUUUGACAAAAAAAAUAUCACUUUAAUUUUUUCAAUACAAUUUAUAUAUAUAUAUAUAAAUUAAUAUUAAAUUGUAAAAUAAAUAUUCUCAUAAAUACUUUUAACUAUCUCAAACAUUAUUUUUCAAAUAAUUAUAAUUAUUAAAAAUAUAAAUAUCUCUUAAUCAUUUUUAUUGUGUGUGAAAAACUCAACGUGUUAAAAACGAUCAGUAAUGAUACCCGUCAUAUGUAAGCAAAUAAAAAAGUUCAUUAAAACUGUAAAUAUCAAUUAUCAUAAUAAAGUAGGUCUAAGCAAGAUUAAACAUCAUUUAAUAUGAGAUAAGAAAAUACAUGCACUUAAAUAACUCCAAUAAAACUCAAUAGCGUCUUGUUGAUAACAUCCAUAAACAGUUCAUUGUUAUUUUCUUUUCACUAAUACUGUUGUUAAUAAUUAACUUAAUAGACUGUUAUGUGCUUUACUUAAUACAUAUUCAUAUAUGUGGGGAUAUGAAUUUUGGGAGUUACAAUCGCAAAGGUCUGAUAGCUGGCUUUGGAAGAGUUUGUGUAACUUAAGAUAUAUUGCGUGGCCUAUGCUAAUUUGUGAGGUGGGGAAUGGCUCUAUUGCGAGUUUUUAGCAUGAUAAUUGGACUUCUCUAGGUCCGUUGAUUGAUCUAACAUGACCUAAAGGGCCAGGGGUUACUGAAUUACAUGUGGAUGCGGUCGUAGCAGAAGCAAUUAGAGAAGGGAGUUGGUGGCUAAGUAGGAGCCGUAGCAGGAAUAGGCUUAUCUCACUGAUCCGAGAGUGCUUACCAGAUGUAGCCCCUAUUGUUUCCUCUGAAGCAACUGAUAUCUAUCUGUGGAAACCAGGGAACAGCGUUGCUUCGAGUUCUUUCUCUACUGCAGAUACUUGGACAGCUUUGCAUCCUCAAGGGGAGGCUGUGUUCUGGCAUAGACAAGUUUGGUUUGAAGGAAGGAUACCAAAACACGCUUUUAUUAUUUGGGUGAGUGCACGAAAUAGAUUGGGUACAAGAGACAGAAUGAGGAGUUGGGGAUUGCAGGUACCUGCAACUUGCAUUCUAUGCAAUGUGGCAGAUGAGACAAGACAUUACCUGUUCUUUGAUUGUAGCUUCAGCUCGGAAGUGUGGGCGUUCUUCUGUUCAAGAUUGAAUAUAAACCCCCCGGCCUUGUUUGAAGACAUUUUGAGAUGGCUUAGAAAUCCUUCGCCUGAUGAGUUUGUGAAGUUGAUCACUGAGCUAGUGUUUCAAGCAUCAUUAUACUAUAUUUGGAAGGAGAGGAAUUCCUAAAUCCAUAACCAGAGUUUUUGACCGGCUCAGGCGGUGAUCUUUGAGAUGAAGCAAAUCAUUCAAGUACGUCUUGAGAUCUUGUCAAGAGUUCACAACCCUAGAAGGACAGACACAACUGUGCUUGGUACCUGGCUGGGAUUAUUCCAGUAACAGAAGGUGUGAUAGUCUGUGUGUUUUGCAGAGUAAGAGUGGUAAAGAAAGUUGAAGAGAAGAAGAGUUGAAGGUAAGUGAAAGAGUUGAGAUAUUCUUUGGUUACCAGUUUUUUUUUACUCGUUUGUAUAGUUAGGUCUAUAUUUGCUUUCUGGUUGUAAGCACCUUUUUGGUGAUAAGGUUGUAGUUAUCUGUAGGUGAUUAGUGAUUACAAUGGGCUAUUGUGGGCUUCCUGGCUAAUUGUUUUAGGUAAGUGGGGCCUCUAAUCCGUCGAACCGACUCAUUUCAAAGGUGAACAUGGUAGCCAACUAAAACAAGAAACGAGUCUUUACGUAUGGAGAAGGAUCUUAACGCUAAUACCUAUAUACUUUUCUGUAUUUUACAGAACUUUCGACUUUCAUACGCGAAGCUUUCAAGUAUAGUUCUUUUGGCCCACUUUCUUUCUAUCAGAAAAAGAAACAUAAAAUCGAUGAAAAUAAUAAUAAUUAUCAACAGUCUCACACACAAAGAUGGUCGCAAAAGAAAAUAGAAACUCGAAAAGUUUUAUUUAUAACCAAUUAUUACAUAUGGUAGCUUAGAUACAUAGGUCGUGACGAUACAGAAAAGAAAAAGAGAAAAGAUACAUUGGUCGUGAGUUAUAUAUAAUCCUUGCCUUAUCGGUGAGAUAUGUGUGAGAAUAUCUCUUUUGUUUGUUUAAUUUAUUUUUCUCAUGUUUUCUCGUUUUGGUACAAAGCUGGAAGGUGACAGAUCUACAGUAGACUCAAAUCAUAUGGUUACAAUUUUGGACUUAUUUCACAUCAAACAUAUAAAAAUAGCUCAGCUUUAAUCAUAACGCUUGCGUAUGCAUAUAUUUAUCAUGUAUCUAUAGAACAAAAAUUAAAAUCAUAACAAAAAUAUGAAAUAUUCAUAUAUAUAUUAUAUACACACUAUAUAUAACUUUUUUUUUUGGUCUAUAAAAUUAUAUAUAAGUUAACCUGCUAAAAUGUUGUGUUUACAACUUUACACUACGUACCUGUUCUUUGUUUGGUUAACACUUAACACCAAGUAAUGCUUAUCUAUAAGAUUCUUUAUAUUCGAACUAAGAAACAUAAAAAUUUAGAAUGUUUGCAUAUGAAGCUUAGCUAUUGCAUAUUUUGUUUCCUUUAUAAGAUUAGUAUCAAGUUCUUAAUAGUAAUGUGGAUUGUAUUAGGCUAUAUAUCAAAGUUUGUACUUUGUUACAACACAGAAUGGUUGUAUUAAGCUAAACGUAACAAAAAAGAUACAAGCAUAAACUACCAAGUAAAAGAAGCUACUGAUUACAAUUACAAGUACGAUCUGGGUAAAAGACAAAACACAAAAAAUAAUAAAAAA
Molecule: messenger RNA, 7088 nt
Organism: Brassica rapa (field mustard)
Lineage: Eukaryota; Viridiplantae; Streptophyta; Magnoliopsida; Brassicales; Brassicaceae
Product: protein RADIALIS-like 6
Molecular function (GO): DNA-binding transcription factor activity
Source: RefSeq, a predicted model, not a curated record